Messenger RNA from Labrus bergylta (ballan wrasse), 4035 nucleotides. RefSeq names its product TELO2 interacting protein 1 (gene tti1). Gene Ontology annotation, biological process: chromatin remodeling. Lineage: Eukaryota; Metazoa; Chordata; Actinopteri; Labriformes; Labridae. The record is from RefSeq and is a predicted model, not a curated record. Gene Ontology annotation, cellular component: cytoplasm.
CGCAGAAUGAUGACGUUUCUCGUGACCAGCGUUCAGUAACUUCGCCACUAUUCUACACAUUGUUUAUGUAUAAAAUAAACCCUCUUCUUUGGACUUAUCCUCCGCCUAGAUGGCUCACUCAUGUUAACUAACGUGACGAAAGCCCUGCUGUCAUGCCUCCCACCAUGACUCAGAUCAGUGAUCCAAAGAUUGCUUUUGCCUACCUCCGCCCGGCAUGUGUCCUGCUCACCCGAGAGCCCACUGUGACCAACGUGGACACUCUGAGCACCCAGCUGAAAGAAGUCAACGACGCUACACUGCAGCAGCUCCAAGACUAUGUUCUGUUCCCUCUUCGUUUUGUCCUCAAAGUCCCCGGGCCGAAGAAAGACAAGCUCGUUCAGGCGGUGGCUGAGGCCAUCAGCUACGUCCUAGAAAACACUUGUGUCCAGAGCUGGGAGACCCUGCAUGACCUCCUCUCUGAGCUCUGCCUCUGCCUGUGCUCUCCAACCGACCUUGGGAAACCUGCAGAUACAUCAGAGGAGCUACAGUCAGCUGUGCUGAGGUGCCUAACUGCACUUCUUCAUGCUGCUUAUGGUGAUAUAGUCUUCAAACUCUUUGAACCCAUUAUGCUGCCCGGACUUGGAGCUACCGUGUCCCUGCUGCUGGCUUUAGCAGAGAAGACAAAAUCUAGAGAUAUUCAGGUAUCAGCGUUGAAGUGCCUCCAGGCUCUGACUCUGCAGUGUGACUGUGAUCAGGACCACGUAGUACCAACCUCAGAGGAGAGAUGCAUGGUAGGCAGCAUCGUGGCCUCGUUCCUACCUGGGAUCACUGUGACUGUAGCCAGGAUCAUUACAGGAGACCUGAGACAAGGCCAUGGAGUAACAGUCAGGGCCAUCAAGGUUUGGUCCAGGACUGUGGGGCUUGUCUUGGAUGACGCUCAGCUUCAGGACGCUGAGUCCAAUAAGACACCAUCACCAGAACUGGGGAGAAUCGGCCAGCUCGUGGUCCAUCGAACAAAAGACUGGGUGAAGAAUACAGCAGUGAAGCUGUGUGUGCUUCUGAAGAAGAUCAUCGCCUGCACCUCUGCUCACCAGCACUGGAGGGUCAGACUGGAGAUGGUGGAGCUGGAUGACCACCUGCUGGACAGGUGUAGCCAGUCCCUGAAACAGUGUGUGGGACCCCUGCUGGAGGCGCUGGUGGGAGCCGUCAAUGAUGAGGAGCCCAGAGUCAGAGAGAGGUGUGAGGUCGCUCUCAGAGCCGUGUCUCAGACAAAUCAGAGCUGUAGCAGCAGAGGUGAUAAAAGUAGCAGGGCUCAGACCUUCACUGACGUGCUCUCAGAGAAUCUCCACUCGUUGGCCACCUCGCUGCCCAGACUGAUGAGGACCUCGGAUGACCAGAAGAAGCUGUUUGUCCUCAACGUGUUUCUGGGUUACAUAAAACUGCUGGGACCGCUUGUCUCUGUGGUGCUAAACUCCGCAACACAUUUAGAGAGGAUUUCCAAAGCGUUAAUGCAGGUGCUGGACCUGGAUGUGAUGGAUGUUCGCAUCGUGGAGGAGAGGAGUUAUGCUGCGACCAUAGAGACGACCCCCGGCUCUGCUGAUUCAUGCUUUGCUCGCACGCAGAGGAAACACUUUCUCUACUUCACAGAUGAGAAGAUCUUCUCUGUUCUCAUGGAGAUCUGUCGGACUCUGGGUUACUAUGGCAACCUCUAUCUACUGACAGAUCACUUCCUGGAUCUGUACCAACAGUCUUCGUCAUACAGAAAGCAGGCGGCCAUGGUGCUGAAUGAGAUUGUGAGAGGCGCUGCAGGCAUUGAUGUGGAGACAGAGGGUCAGAGUUUGACGGGUCAAGUCCGUGGACACUCGGUGAACCAGGAAGACCUCACAGCUGCAGUGGCGUCUGUGAUGGAGGAAUACUUAAGUCUGAAGAACUGGCACUUAAUGACUGUGAGUGAAGAGACGGAGAGGGACCGACAGGACCAGCAGCUUCUCAGCCCAUCCAGACUGCUCUCCAUAUCCAACAGCGAUUUCAGCAACUCUGACUCAAACUGUCUUCAAGUGAUUUCUUCUAAAAUAAACUCUCCGUGCACCUCAACGUCCACCUCCACGAUCCACCAGCUCAACAGUAACAUCUGGCAGCUGUGCAUCCAGCUGGAGGGCAUCGCCUGCUUUGCUCAAACUCUGGGGCGGGACUUUCGUCCAUUAUUGAUGACAUCACUGUCCGUUCUGGAGAAAGCUGGGGAGGAGACUCUUUUGGUGAGCCAGGCGGCGCUCGGCUCCAUGUGGGACCUCAGCAGAGCCUGCGGUUACUCCUCCCUGAAGGAGCUGAUCAAUGAGAACUCGGACUACCUGCUCAAUGACAUUUCGCUGAACCUGCAGAGGCUCAGCCAGCAUCCACAGGCUCCGCGGGUGUUGACAGUGAUGUUAACGCACUCUGACUGCAGCCUGCUGCCUCUGGUCGGAGACAUCGUUCAGGAUGUGCUGAUGGCUCUGGAUCUGAGCUACGACCACACAGCUGCUCUCUUCUGCUCCGUGCUGCACGCCCUCAUGAAGGCACUGGCGAGAUGGUUUCCCUCCAGUUGUGGUCGUACAGCGGAGUCCACCCAAUCUAAGAAAUCCUCCAGUCAUGAAGAAGUCUUCGACAUCCGCCAGUUCAUGCUGGAUUACAGCAAGCAGAAAGAGCUGGCAGAGGGCAUUGGAAUAGAGGAGGAUGCAUCCGUUGAAGAUCUAGAAGUCCCUCCCCCCAUGGAGUGUGAGGAAGAUGCUGAAGAUAUCUACGGUCCCGAUGUGAAACCAGAGCUCCCUCCUCACCUCAGCAUCACCAAAGACGUCAUGGAGCGCUGCAUCCAUCUGCUGUCAGACCCCAGCCUGAGGGUCCGACUCAAGGUCCUGGAUGUGCUGGAGCUUUGUGUUUGUGUUCUGAGCGAGAAAGAAAACGAGCUGCUGCCUAUGGCUCAUCGCUGCUGGCCCCCCCUCCUACAGAGACUCACAGCUGACGACCCUUUAGCCGUCCUCAGAGCCUUCAGGGUGCUGUGCACUCUGGGUGAUACGUGUGGGGACUUCCUGAGGAGGAGGGUUUCUAAAGAAGUUCUGCCCAAACUGAGCUCCUCGCUGACACGACAGGCUCCGAUUAGCGCCAAAGCCGGACCCGUCUACACACACACCCUGGCCUACAAAUUACAGCUGGCUGUUCUUCAGGGGCUGGGCUCACUGUGCCAGAGGCUGGACCUGGGUGAAGCAGAUCUGGACGCUGUUCGUGAGGCCUGCCUGCCCUACCUGAGCUCUAGGCAACCAAUCAGAGUGCAAGAGGCCAGCGUGAGCGUUUUCCGACACUUAAUCCAGGUGGAUCCGGAUGCCUUGUGGUUCACUCUGAAUGAGCUUCACUGCCCGACUUCCUACGUCCCGCCUCACCCCGACCUCCAGCCGGUGCAGCUGAGCGGAAUGGGCCGACCGAGAGACGAGUACUCGGAUAACGUGCUGAAGCUGCUGCGGGAGGAAUUUGGCUCGCUUGCUGAGGCGGUCGACCAGCCAGGCCUCGCUAAUGAGCCAGUGAUUGAUGUGACUGACUGAUCUCGCUCAAACAGACGGCUCGCCACUGACUCUAGCAAGUCAAUUAACUGAAGGAAAAAAAUCUGACAAUUGUGCCAAACAGCAGCCAUCAGAUGUGCUCUGUGAUAACCUUCAUGGUGUAAACAGCUCUGAUAAGGAGCAAAGGGUACAAAGGGAAAAAUGUCAAUGAAGCAGUGUCUCCUGCCGUUCACUCUCCUGCUGCAGAUGUCUGUAGCAGGAACACUUCAGACAGCUCUUUUACAUCAGGAGACAUGCAGUGACAGCGCUGAAGGCUCUUAUUUCACCACAAGGCUCAGACUGAGAUUUACCUUUUCCAUUCAGUCUUCUGUUCUCUGUUUAUAUUCAUGUCUUUUUUUUAUUUUAUUAAGAAUAUGUUAUAUUCAAGAUGUAGAUCUGAACACGUGGGAUCUUUUAAUCUUGCUCUUGGCCCAGAUAAAGAGACUGUUCAUGAUCCUUAAAGCUUCAUUAAAAGAACACACAAAAUGCU